AUGUCCAUCUUCCUCGCCCCGCGCUCAACCCACUUCGUCCACAUCCGACACCUCAACAUCUUCGUAACCCCCCACGUCAUACCGAACCUCACCAAGAUCCUCGAAGCGACAGAGCAAGACCCGCGAGACACCGCAAUGAUCACCGCCAAACGCUUCGUCCGCUUCCGCGUCGUCCACCCGAACGACCUCGCCCUCCACCGCACCUGGUUCGAACGUUCGAACCCUUUGAAAGGCAGCCCCCGAUACACAGCCUUGAGAGACUGUGCCGCCAGCUCCUUCGAGAGGAAGGACUGGAGCUUGGGUGUGCCUAAAUAA
Aaosphaeria arxii CBS 175.79 is the source of this 315-nucleotide messenger RNA. RefSeq lists its product as uncharacterized. Lineage: Eukaryota; Fungi; Ascomycota; Dothideomycetes; Pleosporales. Bases 1 to 315 code for a protein of 104 amino acids. The record is from RefSeq and is a predicted model, not a curated record. The transcript is spliced from 2 exons.